Molecule: messenger RNA, 2730 nt
Organism: Haliotis rubra (blacklip abalone)
Lineage: Eukaryota; Metazoa; Mollusca; Gastropoda; Lepetellida; Haliotidae
Exons: 13
Coding region: 154-2604 (816 amino acids)
Source: RefSeq, a predicted model, not a curated record
GUUGUGGAUCAUCAAUGGCGGUGGACUUGAAAACAAAUUGCAAUCAGUGAAAAUGCCUUUACUGUAAUAAGGUUAUGGGGACACAUCAGCCAACGGCAGCAUGACGUCGUUUGACGUAGAGAACGGAAUACACUGUUUUAUUAAAUAGGGGCAAUGGGAAUGGAAAAACUAACGCACAGAUCAACGAAAUUCGGAGAUCCGUUUGGUCGGGACCCCUCACCCAAAGCGUUUUACCAUCCAAGUAAACAGAAAAAGUUAGGAAAGAAACAGAAAGAGAUUACCCUGAGCCCAGCUCGCGAUGACAGCAAGGCUAGACGACACAGCCCAUCAGAGGAGAUGUUCCUCAAAGGCACCAAUAUCUUCUCAUCUGUCAAGACCCCUCCUGAGAGGAGUGACCACUCAUCCCAGUUUGAUGAAUCCUGGCCGAGCAGUGACCGUCCCUUCAGUAGCAGUCCCGAGUCUGGGGGCCAUCGUACCAUGCUGGACUCCCUCUCACAGCUCAAGUCAGCGCUAGACAGAACAGACAGACAGUCUGGAAAGUCUGCCGAGGAAAGGAAUCAGACAAGGGAGACAACUGCAGAGAGAGGAUCUGUACUACAGAAUUACAUUGAUCGGUUCCGAUAUGGAGUUCCGAUGAGCCGGGCUGAGCGGUCGCAGAAAGUCUCCAGCAAGCCGGAUUUCUGGUGGCUUGCUCACAGCCCGCCCACCCCCAGCGACACCUCCACCCCCAAGGACGACCUUCACCCAAGGAGCAGGCAGUUUACGGAUCAGGGGAGAGAAAGGAUGGUCCCAAGCAGUAGAGAUAAGACUGGGAGGGUGAUGACCUUGCAUGGGUUGUCGGAGCCUGCAUUGGAUGACGUCACACGGAAGCUUCAGGAACGUGCAGCCAGGCUGCUGGAAGAGAGUGGGAGUAGCCUCCAUUCCUCAGAGCCGGCAGUCAGCACAGAUGGCCUGGGAACAACAAGCGGCACUGCAGGCAGCAGCUUUGACGAGGCACCAUACCGACCGUUGUUCACAAGAUUACAUGAUCCAAUAAGUCAACCUGAUGUCCGUUCUGCUCCCGUCAAGCUGCAGCGACCUUCAAGACCAGAGGAAGAUAUUCUCUACCAGUGGAGACUAAGACGGAAAAUGGAGACAGCUCAGCAAGGUCAUCCUUUGUUAGAGGUCAAGGUCACAGGGUCAAACAAGGACAUUGACAGUAAGCUUGAUGCCUUCCGUCGACGUCUGACCGGUGUUGUUGAUCCAGGUCCAACAACAGCCAUACCUACAGGCACCCUGAGGGAGCCCACCCCGAUAGAGACCGACCCCCAAGAGAUCACCCCUAGAGUGACCAGCCACAGCCAUGCUUCCUCCUCUGUCCACUUCACUCCUGCACCUUCAACAGACAAGGUGGAUGCACAAGUUCAGACCAGAAAAUCGUUAGAAGCCCUCCAGCCUAAAAACUCACCGGUACACACACCUCCACGAAAACCAUCUUCCAGCAAGCCUGAGAUUGCAAGCCCUACCUUACAUCGUCACAAACAUUCCGAGGGGAAAACAGAUCCUCAUCUUCAUCUAAUGUGCGAUCUCCUGCCUUGCCCUCAUGCAGAUAAAUAUUCCAGAAAAUACCCUGAGCUUUACAAACAAUCCAGUGAGAUUUCAGAAUCUGAAGAAAUGUCAUCAGAUCAGACCAAUGUUCAAUAUAAACAGUUCUUACAAGCCGAGAAGCCGCAUAGUGAAGAAAAACGAUCUAGACACAAACAUGAUUCAGGCAGAACAAAACCCAAAGAUGAUGAAGAGCUGGAUGAAGAUGAUGAGGCAGGAUCUGCUGAUGAAGAACAGGUGAAGAUUGAGGUUUCGGAUGUGUUAGACUUAUCUGACAGUGACAAACCAAGUUCAGGGACACAGCGUAAAGGGAGACAACUUAGGUUGAGUGAUAAUGACAAGGGAGGUAAUUACAGUGUUGAGGGAAGAAGACAUUUACAGCAAAAGCAACAUAAGCACAGAGAACUGGAGAAGAGGGAUGGGCAUGAGAGAAGAGGGGAGAGAAGCACAAGAGAAGGGCCAUCUGGGUAUGUUCAUGAUUCUACAGAUUCCAGAAGGACGGCCGAGGUGAAGAGAGUCGUGUCUGGUAUGGUUAAAGGUGGUCUUCCCCGACCAUCCCACUCUAGCAGCCCUGCUAGAAAACCACAGUCAGUGUCCUCAGCUAUUGGCCAGACUGUGUCGGAGCAUCUGUUCGAGGGUUCAUCCAGCUGUGUGCUGUCCAGUGUAGACUCCUGGGCCUCUGUCCCUGACCAGUUACAGACGCCGUCCAUGUCCCCUGCCCAACACAGGCCACAAACCCCACCAACAUCCUCUGACCCACCCAGGUCCGAAGUUCCUCCCAUGGCUGACCUGCCUGAUUUGGAAGCUCCGACCAAACAAACAACACAAGGUGAAGGUCAGACAGGGGUCAAGGAACCAGUUCCAGCCAGUCAAGAUGACACAAAUGAAGAGUAUGAGUCCGAUGGGGACUUCCCAGAUGACCAUCUACUGCAGAUGCUUCGACAGCAGAGAGCAGAGUACGAGAUCAAACUCAGACAAAUUGAUGACCUCCUUCAGCAAUCUUCUUUUGCCCAGAGGUGAAACAAGAGAUGAGUCUCAGUAUUCCGUCCAUGUAGGCUCCGGCCAGUCUCAGCAACAGGUCAAGGCAGCAGUUUUCCAGUAUAAUUGGCUGGACUUUUAUGUAGACUCUGUGAAUAACAUUAUCUU